AUGAGGGAAGUGUUGGCUUAUCUUAGAAAUCGUGGCUUUCAGUCGGUAUGUUACUUAGAUGACAUUUUGUGUAUCAGUGACACAUAUGAUCAAUGCUUAGAUAACGUUAACGAAACGUUAAAGAUAUUGCAUUGUCUAGGAUUCGUCGUCAAUUACGAUAAGAGCAAUUUAACGCCGCAACAAUCUUGCAAGUUCCUAGGUUUUGUGUAUGACACCAAAAGUCUUAGCAUAUACCUUCCCACCGAUAAGCGUUUUAAAAUCGCCGAGUUGGUUGCAAAGUUUACUAGUUUACCAGCCUGUUCUAUUCGUGAAUUUGCUCAUCUUAUCGGAGUUUUAGUUGCAGCUUGCCCGGCAGCUAAGUAUGCAUGGAUGUAUACCAAGAUUUUAGAGCGGCAGAAAUACCUAGCCCUGCGUAAGUAUGGUAAUUACGAAGCGAAAAUCAAGCUGUCGAAUGUUAUAUUAGAUGAUUUAAACUGGUGGUCUUUAAAUAUUGAUACUACAUCCAAUUUUAUAAGGCAACCUAACUUCAAACUCGAAAUCUAUUCCGAUGCGUCUAGAACAGGCUGGGGGGCUGUAUGUAAAAAUAACCAAGUUAGUGGCAGAUGGAAAGCCACAGAGAAAGCGAACCAUAUCAAUUACCUGGAAUUAAUGGCCGCUUUUCUGGGCUUGAAGUCGUUUGCUAGCGAUGUAACUGACUGUGCAAUAUUACUACGCAUAGAUAACACAACCGCAAUAAGCUAUGUGAACCGUAUGGGGGGCAUACAAUAUCCCCACCUCAACGAUUUAGCUAGAGUGCUUUGGAAAUGGUGUGAACAACGCGGACUUUGGAUAUUCGCAUCGUAUGUGAAUACCAAAGAAAACUGCGCAGACGCCGCCUCCAGAGUAAUCAAUCCGGAUACCGAAUGGUCACUUUCUGACGAGGCUUUCCAUGAUAUCACACAAUAUUUUGGCCAACCAGAAAUAGAUUUAUUCGCGUCACGUGACAAUGCGAAGUGUUCCAGAUUUGUCUCAUGGAAACCAGACCCUGAUGCGGUAUCCGUCGACGCAUUCACGGUGAACUGGCAUGCAGAAUAUUUUUACGCCUUUCCACCAUUUUCGCUAAUACUUAAAUGCCUUAGGAAAAUCAUUGAUGAUAAAGCAGACGGUAUACUGAGAUCAUCAUCCCUUGCACAAGCGCCUUACCCUGGCUGUCGCGAGGCUCUGCGGCAGUCGUUCAUCCGAAAAGGCGCCUGUCCUGCAUCGUCUACACUGAUGUUAGCUUCGCUCUCUGACAGUACUGUAAAACAGUAUAACACUUCGCUUAAGCUGUGGUGGCAAUAUUGCGUCGAGAACAACGUUGACGUGUUCGAACCCUCGAAAAAAUUCAUACUUACAUUCCUAACAACACAAUUUAAUAAUGGUUGUGCGUAUGGCAGUUUAAAUUCUCACCGUUCUGCUUUGUCAGCAUUUAUAGGUAAUAACAUCGGCUCUGAUGAGUGUGUGAAGCGCCUUCUUAAAGGUGCAUACAAAUCGAGGCCUGUGCAAUCCAAAUAUUCGAGCACUUGGGAUCCUCAAGUUGUGUUAAACCUUAUUUCAACAUGGUUUCCUAAUACCGAGCUUUCCCUCGAAAAAAUCACGAAAAAACUCGUAGUCUGUUUAGCACUGUGUACCGCUCACAGGGUACAAACGCUGUCUCUCAUUAAGCUCGACAAUAUCAAGUUUUCCGAGAACGGCGUCAAGAUAAUGAUAACAGACCUUAUAAAAACGUCUGCUCCUGGUAGGAAUCAACCAGUUUUGUGCCUGCCAUACUUCAGAGAAAAUGUAAGUAUUUGCCCAGCUACCGUUCUCUCAGAUUACAUUUCUAAAACUAGAAAUAUAAGACCUGAGGGAACAGAUACGCUACUGUUGACACAUAAGCGGCCACAUAAACCUGCUACGACGCAAUCCAUCAGCAGGUGGAUAAAGCAAGUGCUGUCAGAGAGUGGUGUAGACGUCGGGGUAUUCGGUGCGCACAGUACGCGCCACGCGUCUACUUCGGCCGCGAGCUCUGCUGGCGUCAAUAUCGAAACUAUCCGUAAAACCGCAGGCUGGACUAGCUCCUCUGACUCAUUUGCUCGAUUCUACAACAGAAUUAUCCUGGACGAAGGAGAAUUCGCCCGAUCAGUUUGUUUACGCAAUCAAUAA
Messenger RNA from Maniola jurtina (meadow brown), 2163 nucleotides. RefSeq lists its product as uncharacterized. The transcript is spliced from 2 exons. The record is from RefSeq and is a predicted model, not a curated record. Gene Ontology annotation, molecular function: site-specific DNA-methyltransferase (adenine-specific) activity; DNA binding. Gene Ontology annotation, biological process: DNA recombination; DNA integration. Lineage: Eukaryota; Metazoa; Arthropoda; Insecta; Lepidoptera; Nymphalidae. The coding region runs from base 1 to 2163 and encodes 720 amino acids.